Molecule: messenger RNA, 354 nt
Organism: Colletotrichum orchidophilum
Lineage: Eukaryota; Fungi; Ascomycota; Sordariomycetes; Glomerellales; Glomerellaceae
Exons: 2
Coding region: 1-354 (117 amino acids)
Source: RefSeq, a predicted model, not a curated record
AUGUCUCAGUCUCAACUUCCCACCGUCAAGCCGCUGAUCGACGGCCACGCUACCUCAGCCAUCGGCGGCUUCCAGCUGUACCAGAAUGCUGCCUGUAAGGAUCUCAAGGUUCUCGACGACAAGAACGAGGGCAUGGCCUUCAAAAAUGCUCUGCGCCUCGUGUCCCCCAAUCUCGAGAAAAAAGCCAUCGACAACGCCAUCGCCCAGCUCUUCCUCACUGCCGAUAUACUCUCCUCCCAAAGAUCCUACGUUACUGAGAGUGUCCCCAGCCUCCUUCUCCUUGCCGCCAGGGAAACCCCCUGGGGCAGAAAGCGGCCGAGACAGAGCUUCAGGAGGCUCAUGGGCAGAAGAUGA